Molecule: messenger RNA, 975 nt
Organism: Mesorhabditis spiculigera
Lineage: Eukaryota; Metazoa; Nematoda; Chromadorea; Rhabditida; Rhabditidae
Source: the annotation of a GenBank genome assembly
AUGGAGAUGACCGGAUUCCGACAUCAGGUUGGCGGCCACUUUGGGCUGUUCUCCUGCACGGGCCACGUCGCCAAGCCGGUCAACGCGCGCGAGAUGGCAUUUUACGAGCUGCUGCCGGAGAAUUUGAGGAAGUUCGCCCCGGCUUAUUGUGGCCGCGUCUUCGUCUCGGCGACGGCGUCAAGUAGCGGAGAAUUGACCCUGUCGACCCCGUCAAUGUUCGAUUGCCACAAAACCCCUCCGAACAGCCCGUCCACGUCGAAGACGCCGAAGAUGCGGUUUCGGCUGAAAAACGGGAAGGUCCUCGCCGAUGGUGAGGGUAAUGAGAAUACUUUCGCUGGGACGUGCCAGGCCAAAGUUGUGCAUCGACUCAUAAAAAACGGGCCCUCCUGGUUCAUCUUGCUGGAGAAUAUUGUGGAAAACUUCGAGAUGCCGUGCGUGUUGGACCUGAAAAUGGGUACGCGACAACAUGGUGACGACGCACCGGAUCAUAAAAUUGCCGCGCAGAUGCGAAAAUGUGCCGAAAGCACGUCGGCAUUAUUAGGGGUGCGCAUCGUCGGCAUGCAACUUUUUGACCGGCGCUCUGGAGCUGUUAACUUUGUCGACAAGCUUGAAGGCCGAAAAAUCGGGCAGCAACAGUUCUACGAUUACCUCUACCUCUACCUGCGAGCGUGCGGCGAGAAACGCGCCCUCAUCCUGAAGAAAAAGCUGGAAGCGAUGCGCAAGGAGUUGGCCCAGGCAGACGGGUUACGAUUCUUCUCGUCUUCAAUACUCGUGGCGUUUGAUGCGUCGAAUCGCUCGGACAAUAUUCGGGUUCAGAUGAUCGACUUUGCGCACUCGACGUUUCCGGGAUUUUGCCAGGACGCUCUUUAUGACGGCGCUGACGAGGGCUAUUUGCAAGGAGUCGACACGCUAAUUACCCAGGUCGAAUUCUUCCUCGAGUCAUUUCCGGAUACCCCAGAGAGCUGCGCAUCGCGA